Molecule: messenger RNA, 3318 nt
Organism: Effrenium voratum
Lineage: Eukaryota; Dinophyceae; Suessiales; Symbiodiniaceae
Source: the annotation of a GenBank genome assembly
AUGGAGGCGAGGCGGCUCAAUUCCUUGCAGAUAGCGCAGAAGAGGAGGUUCCGCUUCGUUAUCAAAGCCCAGCUGGUGGCAUUGGCUUUGUGCUGGGCGAUGCUCGUUUGGGUCCUGAUAGAGCUGAAGGACGCUCCAGCGGAGCUGCGAACCUUUGAUCCUUACCAGAUCCUUGGCGUGGAAAGGGGUGCUGGAGCGCGGGAGAUCAAGAAGGCCUACCAUACCAAGUCCUUGCAGCACCACCCAGACAAGGACAAGGACAACCCCUUGGCCCCAGUGCUCUUCCAGCAGGUGUCCAAGGCCUACGAGGCCCUAACGGACGAGUCUGCACGCAAGAACUACGAGAAGUACGGAAAUCCUGACGGGCCCGUUCAGAUGAAGAUGGGAAUUGCGCUGCACCCAUCCUUGUUGGUCAAGGAGAACCAGAUCUUCACCUUGUGCUGCUUCUUCGCGGUGCUCUUCGUCGUGCCCUUCUCCGUGGUUUGCUGCUGCUUGAGGGGCUCCAAUGUCUCCGCUGCCGGCAUCAGCGGCGAGACGCUGAAGGUCUUUCAUGCGUGCAUAGACAUGGAGGUGAGCACCAACGAUACUCCCGGUCUGCUUGCAGCCACUUUGGAGGCGAGACGCCAGAUGUGCGCGGACAUUCGCCCAGUGCUGGAUGCGAUGGUGUCUUCCCAUCCAGAGCCACUGCAGCCAGGAAUCGUGGUGCAGUUUGUGCAGGCUACAGGCAGUGGAGAAGAGCCUGGUCGGAGAGGCGUUCUACGGCAGAUGGGCCCGGACGGCCGCUGUGAGGUGGAGGUGUGGCCUCCCUCUGGACCGCCUCAGAAACCCGAGGAGGUGCAAACCAAGAUCUUCCCUCGGUCCGUCUUGGCCUCCUCCGAACCAAGGAUUCCCUGCUCAUUCAGCGACAAUCUGGUCCGCCGCGGGGCGGCCAUGCUGUGGGCGCAUAUGCGGCGUUUGCAUCCGCACAUGACGCCAAUGCUGCAGGCGGAGCUCACCAACCGACUCAUGCAGACGCCAAAGCUGUGCAGGGCUAUGAUUUCUAUCGCAGCACAUGGCGAAGGUGAUCGUUCAGGCUUCAUCGAUGUGGUGCGCAGCUGCAUCAUGCUUUCGCGCUGCUUGGUGCAGGCGAUAGAUUUCAACGACUCGCCACUGCUGCAAUUGCCUCACGUGAAGUCAGUGCCCAAAGCCGCACCGACUCUUCGCGAGGUCGUGGAGUCUGUGGAGCCGUCCCUCAAGCGCUUGGGCAAUUUCACCCCGCAGCAGGUUCUGGACAUUCAGUCCUUUUGCCGACAUGUGCCGCUUGUUGAGCUGAGCUACGUGGCAGAGGUGAACGAUGAGCCUGAUAUGGCCGAAGGGGACAUGGGCACAAUCAAGGUGACUCUCACGAGGACGAACCUGGCAGAGUCGGAGUGCGUCGGCCCAGUGCAUGCGCCCUUCUUCCCGGCUGUCAAGUUCGAGGAGUGGUGGCUGCUCGUGUAUGACAACCGCGGGCGAAGGCUGAUUGCCAGUGACCUCAUGUUGGGCACGGGCCGCGAGACCAAGACCAGCGUGAACUUCAUCGUGCCGCGACCCGGUGACUUCGACUGGACCAUCUUUGCCAUGUGCGACUCCUACGCAGGCCUCGACGCCAAGUGCGAUGUGAGCUUCCGGGCGGCGAAGAGGACGGAGGUGGAUCGGUCGAUAUUUGUUCAUCCCGAGGAUGCUGAGAUCAGGACAUUCUUUGAGGAAGUAAUGCUGGGGCUGGACCAGGACCAGGAGUCCUCAGAAGAGGAAGAAGAGGACGACAGCAGACAAAAGCAGCUGCAAAAGCGGGAAGCCAAGAAGUCCGACGUCGAAGGGAAGGUUGUGGAGGCGGCAGAAGUGGAGGAGUCGGAGGCCGUCAAGGAGGCGAACGUAGAUGCGGUGAAGGAGAAGGCAAAUGCUGAAGGCUCUGAUGAGGACGAAGAAGAAAAGGCAGUGCCCGAGGGCUCGUUCUUCCGCAUCAAGGACACCACAGGCACAUACCUGUACCGUGAGCCUGUGGAGGACGAGUCUGUGCGCAUGGGCUCAGUGCCCCCGGACACUGUCCUGCGAGGCUUUCAGGGCGACGGGCGCCCAGAUGGCUGGCUGGAGGUGCCCACAGGAAGGAUCAAGUUUUCUGCAGAUUGCGCUGCUUGUCACAUCACCUUGAACCGACCUGCAAAGCUCAAUGCGCUGAACUUGAGCAUGAUUCGCUGCCUGCAUGGGUCCUUGGACCAGGUGGAUGCCAAGGCUGGCAAGGUUGGCUGCUUGAUAGUGGAUGGUGCUGGCGGCAGAGCCUUCUGUGCUGGGGGAGAUGUGCAGAUGAUUCGUGAGGAGGGCAUGGCAGGAGGAUCACUGCCUGCAGACUUCUUCUAUGAAGAGUAUGGGGUGAUUUUCAGACUGGCAACCCUCUUCCAGCGAAUAGGUUGCUGUCAAGUGAGCCUGUGCGAUGGCAUCACCAUGGGCGGCGGUGUGGGGCUGGCAACCCAUGGCCCCUUCCGCGUUGUGACUGAGAAGACACGCUUCGCCAUGCCUGAGAUGGCAAUUGGCCUUUUUCCCGACGUGGGGGCCACAUAUUUGCUGAGCCAUCUGAAAGCCGGCGCCAGUGUUGGACGCUUCCUAGGAAUGACGGGCACCACCCUGGCGGCCUGGGAUUGCCUGCGAGCUGGAGUUGGGACGCACUUUGUGCCCUCUGCUCGUUUGCCAAGGCUACGGAAGGCGCUCAUGACGAGGUUUUCUCCCGGUCUUCCGGGCGACCUCGCUAUGAAGCUUUGCGAGGAAACCAUCAAGGAGUUUGCGGAGGAGCCAUCCCCGGCUGACUGCGUGCUUGAUGACGACAAUUUGGAGUUGGUUGAGAGGUGCUUUAGUGCGGCAUCUGUAGAGGAGAUUGUCCAGAGACUACGAGCGGAGAAAGGCGACUUUGCAGCGGCCUGCCUGAUGAAGCUUUUCCAGUCUUGCUCGCCAACGUCUUGUAAAGUCACGUUGGCGGCCAUGAACGAAGCAAGCAAGCCGGAAGCUGCCAUCGGGCCUGUGCUGCGGAUGGAGUAUCGGUUAUCGCAGAGGUUCACCACGCGGCAUCAGCCGGCAUCUGACUUUUUCGAAGGUAUUCGAGCCGUACUCGUGGACAAGGAUCGGAUGCAGAAGUGGAAUCCCAGCUGGGAGGCCCUGCAUCAGAUCACGGCGGAGCAUGUGGCUGCCUUCUUUGCGCCCCUAGAGCCAGAGCACACACGCGGCGAGCUGCCGGUGGAGGACUUGUGGGACUUCAGUGAAUCGAGAAGACCACCGUUUCCUGAAGUCUUGCUCAAGUCGAAGCUCUGA